AUGAGUGAUGUUGAGGAAAAGUGGGAUGAUGACUCUCAGAACUCGACCUCUGCUUUACAGGCUUUGUCUAGUAAUAACCAUGAAAGUAAGGGGUCUCGUAUUCAGAGCUGUAAAAAACUCCAGAGGGGUAUUGAGAAAACUGUAGUUUUUCAGUGGGUACCAUCCCACUGUGGUCUGCCCGGAAAUGAGAAAGCCGACUUCUUGGCCAAGAAGGGAUGUAAUAUUCUCCAAAGCUCUCCUGGACCCUUGUCGCUCCACUCUGCUGGAUUGGAGAUCAAGAGGGUGCAUAGGGAUGCGUUUCGCCGUGUUGCUUCACGGGCUGCUGAAGGUAAACCCUGGGGGAGACUGUGCAAUGAGUCCCACUGUAUCCCAAAUUCUCCUCGAGCUGCUGCUGUGGCUGCUUUUAGACUUUUAACAGGACACGAUUGUCUCAAUGCCUAUUUGUUCCGCUUUCAACUGAAGGAUUCCCCGAUCUGCACUUUGUGCAACUCUGGACAAGUCAUGGACGCUACUCACCUGGACGACUGCUCUGCACUAACCAAUUUUAAUUGUGUUGUCGAGAAAUAUUGGAGAGCCUGCGGUUUUAUAGCCUAA
Messenger RNA from Uloborus diversus, 594 nucleotides. RefSeq lists its product as uncharacterized. The transcript has 2 exons. Bases 1 to 594 code for a protein of 197 amino acids. The record is from RefSeq and is a predicted model, not a curated record. Gene Ontology annotation, molecular function: nucleic acid binding; RNA-DNA hybrid ribonuclease activity. NCBI's taxonomy places the organism in Eukaryota, Metazoa, Arthropoda, Arachnida, Araneae, Uloboridae.